ACCUCAAACGAGGCUUGUGGAGAGUAUUAAGCGGUAGGCAGCGGCUUGGCUCUGCCCCUGGCAUUGCUGAAGUCCAUGGGCGACGGUAACCACUCAUCAUCAGGGAUCGUGUAUUCAAAUUAAAUAUGUCUGAUAUUAGUCAAUCACAUUGUGAGAGAGAUGCAUUGUUAUUAGAAGCUAGUAAUGUAGCGAGAUGUGUUAGUAAAGGAAAAUCAGAGCCUUUUGAGUGUAGAAACCAUAUUCGUGUGCUGCAGCCGCUGGGCGACGGAGAGAGGCUGUACGUUUGCGGUACUAAUGCACAUAGCCCCAAAGAUUGGGUCGUGUAUUUAAAUUUAACGCAUCUACCUCGGCACGAGUAUAUACCGGGCGUGGGCCUUGGUGUGGCCAAAUGUCCAUACGACCCUGCGGACAAUAGUACUGCAGUAUGGGUCACCGAGGGCAAUCCUGGGGAGCUUCCAGCUUUGUACGCUGGUACCAAUGCAGAGUUCACGAAGGCUGACCCAGUUAUAUUUCGUAAUGAUCUCUUUGAUUUUCGGACUGGUCAGAAGAAAUUUAAUUUUAAGAGAACAUUAAAAUAUGAUUCCAAGUGGUUGGAUAAAACAAAUUUCGUUGGUUCAUUUGAUGUGGGUGAAUAUGUUUACUUUUUCUUCCGCGAGACAGCGGUGGAGUUUAUGAACUGUGGUAAAGCAGUAUAUUCAAGAGUAGCCAGAGUUUGUAAACAGGAUAACGGAGGGAAACAUAUCCUCAGUCAAAAUUGGGUCACUUAUCUUAAAGCAAGACUUAAUUGCAGCAUACCUGGAGAAUUUCCUUUUUAUUUUGAUGAAAUACAAAGUGUACAUCAAAUACCGGGGGAUACGAGCCGGUUUUACGCGGCGUUCACGACGGGCGCCAGUGAUGGCCUCAUAGGAUCCGCGAUAUGCACUUACACUAUGGACGAUAUACAGGAGGCUUUCGCGGGAAGAUUCAAAGAACAGGCUUCGUCAAGUUCAGCAUGGCUUCCAGUGCUGCGAGCUCGAGUGCCAGUGCCACGUCCCGGCACUUGCGUCAAUAAAACCGAAGCUUUACCAGACAAUGUCCUCAACUUUAUAAGGUCUCACCCGUUGAUGGAUUCAGCUGUGCGACACGACGGUGAUGCACCUGCUUUCUACAAGCGUGAUCUGGUGCUCACCACUCUUGUAGUAGACAAACAGUUUGUUGACAUGCUGGGAGAUGACAUCACGUACACAGUAUUUUAUGCCGGAACUAAUGCAGGCGAAGUAUAUAAGAUAGUGCAGUGGGCGGGAGGGGGCGCUCGUGUGGCUGAUGUAUGGCUGGCCGCCGCAGCAGAGCCUAUUCGCGCCCUCGCACUCGCACGCACUCAACACGCGCUGUACCUAGCCACUGAUCAUAGAUUAAGAGAACUACCACUAAGAGCUUGUGCUCAUCGUUACGAUAGCUGCGUGCGUUGUGUACUAGAUCCGUACUGUGGUUGGGACAAAGAAGUAGGGGCGUGUCGUCCGUACACUCCCGGCCUACUUCACGACGCCACAAACUCAACUCCUUCGAUAUGCGAGGCUAGUGCCCCUCUGAAAACUGUGAAGGCGAGCUACGGCCAAAGCGUCCAUUUAGCGGCCUUCGGGAAGACGCCGGAUGCACUGAAAGACCAAUACGUCGUAUGGUUUCAUCAUUCCAGAGAGAAGGGACGGUACAAAAUUAAUUUCAACUGGGAUCGAGUGCUACAAACAUCGGAGCGAGGUCUCGUUCUACUCUCUGUGUCCGACUCGGACCGAGGCCGAUACGAAUGCUACUUUGGACCUUCUCUUGUGGCUUCAUACAAUCUAGAUAUUGAUAUACACAGGUGUACACAACCGAGUAAAACUCAAGAAUAUAAACAAGUGUAUUCCGAUUGGUGUCAUGAGUUCGAGAAAUACAAGAACGCUAUGAAAGUAUGGGAGUCACGGCAAAUGCAAUGCGCGAAGGGCAUGAAUGCAUCGAGUCAACAGAACAGUAUGAACAACGAGCUCGUUGCGUCGCUGCGGUGAUACAGCACAGUUAGUGAUUAAUGAACGAUUACUCACGCCCGAUCCACUGAUCACACAAACUAUCCGAUACACAGAUUCCCAUAGUAAUUUUGAGAUCCCAAUCUUUUCUGAUAUCUAUCGUUAAGUAUAAUAUUUUUUACGGCUUUCACGAGUCGUAGUCGUAAUUAAAACUGUUUCUACAGAUUGAUUAAUCUCGCAUUUUUUCUUGUCAUUGUACUAAUAUAUAUCAAAAGUUCCGAAUACUUUACAGUUAAUGUCUGUUACGGUUAAUUUUAGAACAGUUUUUAAAAUUAGAACAACUAAAUAUGUGUCUCAUGUGCUUUUUCUUUCGCACGUGUUUUGGUUUUUAACUACAAACGAAACGCCUGAAUCGUAUCAGCCGGCCUGCAUUUAUUUUCAACGCUUAUAUUAACAACAGCCGACCGGUUGUUUCGAACCGUUCAUUCGACAUCAUAACGUUCCUUCUGUCUCACAAUAUCCAUUAAACAAACAUUUCCACCGCUGAUUCUGAUGUUAGUAGGUCAGAGAUCGAAUAUUCAUGGUUCGAGAAGUGAAAUCGAAAGGGGAGAUAAUGCAGCGAGGGGAUGAUCUGUUAAAAUAGAUUUGUUGUUCGUUCGCGGUGUUCUCCUCGUGUUGAUGGAUCACUGAAUGUACGACUUUUACCCGCAACUUUUCUUUGUUGAUAAAACAUUGCACAGAUAAAUGGAUCUUGUUGUUCAAAUUCCCUUAAUACUCGUAGAACGGUUUGCAUUAAGCAAUUUGUGUAAUGAAUUUUUAUCUGAAAGUAAUUUUCCAUUUUUUAAAUUGCCAUCAUUUUAUAGAAUAACGGUUGCAAAAGUAUAAAUGCUUUUGAUCAUAGUUAAACAGCUUGCAUAAACUAUUAAGCACAUUUUCGCAUAUGACCAACAAACAUAAAUUCAUCAGAAAAAUAUCGGAUAGUUUGUAAAAACGUAGACGUUAAAUUCUUUAAGCCAUUAAGUACUGCUUGAUGAAAGCGACUGAGUGUAAAGUGUAAUUUACAGUUAACUUGUUUCGCAUAUGUCUUUGUUGCAUUAAGUUUAAUUAAAGUUUCAUUAAAACUUCGAUGGAACUUUCGUUUAGUUUUUAGAUUGACCUUUCGACUUUUCGCAGUUCAGUAAUUUUGAGUUUAUUUCUAUAAUACAUCAUGUUUAAUUUUGUUUAUGUGGUAAUUAUAGUUUCAAGAAAACGUUAAAGGCAAAUGUGAUUAUUGUAAAUAUUUGGAUGAUCUUAAUAAAAAUUAUGAGGGUUUUGUACCAUCAAUACAAAAUACUGUGAUAUCAGUUCUUGUUAAAAUUUAAAACAUACAGAAAUAAGAUUUAAUUGGACAAUUCAUUUAUCAUUUCAGAUGGUCGAAUUGGAUAAUUAACUCUGUAAUACAUUGUAUCGAAAGUUGAAAUGAUUGAAGCAAAUAUUUUUCCAUUUCAUGUUUACAAAAAAAAUAUUGAAUUAUGUAUAAAUUAUAACUACGGAAACUUGAAACGAAAUACGCUAAGAUAAACCAUGCUAAUGGGAUUUAAUGAAAGUUAAAGCAAAAAAGGUUAAAAAUUAAAGCAAUAUUAACGCCAAUUUAGACGUAAGUUUAAUGAAUGUAAGGAAAAGCUUAUUUGUACGUAAAGUGUUGAAGCUUAGAAUUAUUAUUGUGACCUCGGUUAAUGGCUCCACACUCACGCAGCGAGUGUUCGAUAAUGAAUGUGUACAAUUCGCGGUUCUUUAUACACCUAUGGUCGUCUCCUGCUCUAGUUAUUCCUGAAUCUUAAAAGAUGUGACGAAGUGAGUGUGGAUUCAGUUUUAAAUUUCAUUAUGUUUAAUCGAUGUUUAUAAUUUGAUCACUGUUCUGUUUUGAAUACUAGCGGUUUCUGUUUCAAAAUUUGAUGUUACAGUUUCGUUGCCAUAAAAUGUAAUUUUAGGCCGGACUUCGGACUUUGAAACCGAAUUUAAUAGUUGUUUAUGUUAAUUUCGGUUGUGUUUGUAAAAAUCUCGCUAGAAUAGUGCCUUGUGAAGCAUGCUUACAUUGUAAUAAAAAUCUUAUUAAAAUUUAUUAUUGAUUAGAUAGUAUUUUUGUGUACCACUUAAAUGAAAUUUGAUGGAUGUAGGUGAUAAUUUCAUUCGUGAACAAAAGCAAUAAUGAUUCACUUAUAAGGCUCCAGUAUUAUAUAAAAUUAAAUACUUAUAUGCAACGGUAAGAUAGUUAUGUACUUAAGAGAAAAUAUUAGUGCUAGUGGUAAAUAAAUUAUAAUUAUUUAAUUAUAACAUGCUCUUCUAAAAACCGUUUUGCACCCAAAUUAUUUAGUGCGGUAGUUUUAAGAUAUUACUUUUUAUGUUUAUUGUUAUGAGUAUUAUUUUGCAUCUACCUAAUUUUAAAGCUGCCAAUGUAAUUCAUGGAAAUGUAAAUAAUGAUACAAUUAUAUAUUUAAUAGAUAAAUUCGCUAAUAAAUUUCGUUUAUGUAAAAUAUAUAUUGUAAAGCUUAAACAUAAGCAAUUGUUUUAUAAAAAGAAAAUGGAAAUAAACUAUUUUAGAUCUA
Molecule: messenger RNA, 4564 nt
Organism: Bombyx mori (domestic silkworm)
Lineage: Eukaryota; Metazoa; Arthropoda; Insecta; Lepidoptera; Bombycidae
Product: semaphorin-2A
Exons: 13
Coding region: 126-2021 (631 amino acids)
Biological process (GO): neural crest cell migration; semaphorin-plexin signaling pathway; positive regulation of cell migration
Molecular function (GO): semaphorin receptor binding; chemorepellent activity
Source: RefSeq, a predicted model, not a curated record